Molecule: messenger RNA, 618 nt
Organism: Ostertagia ostertagi
Lineage: Eukaryota; Metazoa; Nematoda; Chromadorea; Rhabditida; Trichostrongylidae
Source: the annotation of a GenBank genome assembly
UGUCUCACAUCAGGAGUGUGUGGAGGGGGCGGUUAUUGCUCAUCAGCCCCGGCUGUACCUUGUCAUGGUCGGACUUCCUUAACGCCGGCUACAGCUGAUGGGCACUAUGGAUGUGCCAGGAUAUCGCCAGAAGAUGGAAUUUUCAUCAGUGAUGAGUCAGAAGAGUCGGUUUCGCCACCGGCCAAGACUUUCGCCGAAGAGGACUUUGUAGAAGAAAGAAAUAUCUACGGAAUAAGCAAUCCGAACUUCAUCUUCCGUGAGUGUUGUGAGCAACGAGGACUGCCAGAUGCAUGUCUCAACAAGUGCCACUUCAACACCUACACAAGGGAUGCGCUCCAAUCGAUGUACUUCAAAACAGAUGGAUGUCCUAUUGAAGCGACCGCUGACAUGCACUUCUGCGCCGCUCAAGGACGAGAUCAUACCGAGUGCUGUCGGCGGAACGGAGUCACGACCACUCUUGCCGGGUAUAAAUGUCUGACAUUCUGCGAUCAACGGCCAGACAAAAUCACCAAACUCGACUACUCGUAUGUUCCAUGCUAUGAACGAUUCGAACAGAUGAAACAAUGCUUCUACAACGAUAUUCGAGAGAAGGCACGACGGCAGUACGGUAGCAGAUAG